AUAUAUAUAUAUAUAUAUACUUUUAUAUAUAGCAUAUCCUGUAUUACACAUUUACAAGUUCUUAAAAACAAAGGUUGUAAAGAAGACAAAGAGAAUGUGCAACAAGAAGAUCCAGCAAAAAGAAGAGGCGCAUGAUCAUGCCUUUUCAACACAGUUAUGUUUUGUGAGUGUAUAAAAUUAACAUCAUAGCACUUAAAUUGCUUCACUUGUGUCAAAACUUGCUUCCUUGACAUUAAUAAAUCCGCAAAUAUUCAAAAAAAAUCAACUUCAAGGCAGAAGAGGCACAGAGCCAAAUCAUUCAGGGUUUGGUCGAAAAAUCGAAAUGCUUCAACCAUGUUUGUUUCUCCCUCAUGAAUGAAACCACUCUUCAGCGAGUAUAACUCAAACUCCCUUAGCUGCAACACUUUCCACUGCUUCUCGAAUCUCUUCUUAUUCUCUGAGGCAAAACCCUACUCCAACCUUUCUGAUCAGAAAGAUCAUCAUCCACAACUGCUUGUUCCAUCAUUUCCAGUUACAUCCUGGAAAAGUAUAAUAAUAUAUCAUACAUGUUUACACAAAGAAAAAGAUUUUAGUAAUCAUUCUUCUCGUCACGUUCCAGAACAGAGUAUAAGGCCACAUGCAACCUCUAUUGAUCUUUGACUUUUUGUAGUAAAAAGUCAAGCAUAUGAUCAACUUCUUAGUCCAAUCUGAAAUUCACAAAUUUACAGAUGAUUUAUAUAAUUUACACUAGUGUACGAGAAAAGCAAUGAUACUUUACUUGGUGUGACCAAAACAGAAUCUCUCUUUUUGUCUAGUAACAGUGAGGCUUAAGAAAGUAAUCUGAUUCUUUGCCUCUUCCUGUCAAAGUUUCUUACAACAUUGAAAAUAUAAACAGUAAUCAAAAAAUAAAAAUUGUACUUAUGAAUUAAAAGAGAGAGAGAGAGAGAAAAAAAAUGGAAAGUGAACUUAGCUUCUUGAUUUCUGUUCUGAUCAUAUGUGCAGACAUUUCAGCUGGAGUCCUUGGGAUAGAAGCUGAGAUUGACCAGAGGAAGCAACAUCAUCCUAACCACCAACAACAUGGAUGUCGAAGAAACCCAAGCUCUGGAGCUUUUGCUGAGGGAGUAGCUGCAAUUGUGCUUCUGUCUAUCGUCCAUGUCACAGCCAAUGUUCUUGGAGGCUACGCUUACAAUCGCUCUAAGCAAGAUAUCAAAAGAGCAACGGCCAACAAGAUACUCGCAGUGGCUUUCUUUGUGAUCUCUUGGAUCUUCUUUGCUGUUAGCUACUCGACGCUGAUGGUAGGAACACUAGCCAACUCGAGAUCAAAUAGAUACUGCAGCUUGAGGAGUCGUUGGCUCUUCCUAAUUGGAGGCAUAUUUUGUCUAGGACAUGGACUGGUGACUUCAGCAUUUUAUGUUUCAGCCCUUGCUGCUAGUAAAGAAGACAAAGAGAACGUGCAACAAGAAGAUCCAGCAAAUAGAAGAGGCGCAUGAUCAUGCCUUUUCAACACAAUUAUGUUUUGUGAGUGUAUAAAUUUAACAUCAAUAGCACUUAAAUUGCUUCACUUGUGUCAAAACUUGCUUCCUUGACUUUAAUAAAUCCGCAAAUAUUCAAAAAAAUGGAACUUUUCAAGAAACGCCAGAGUUCAAGGCAAAAGAGGCUGAGAGCCAAAUCCUUAAGGGUUUGGUAAAAAAAAUCGAAAUGCUUCAGCCAUCUUUGUUACUACCUCAUGAAUGAAACCACUCUUCAGCGAGUAGAACUCAAGCUCCCUUAGCUGCAACACAUUCCAUGCUUCUCGAAUCUCUUCUUAUUCUCUGAGGCAAAGCCUACUCCAACCUUUCUGAGCAGAAAGAUCAUCCACAACAAACUUAUUAGUAGUCACAAAUUCAUCCAGUUCUACGAGACUCGAUGCUUCUCCUUCAUUAGUAUUCACCACCUUGUCUUCACAGUUUCUACCAUUAGGAGAAGAUGUAACUAUCUUACCGCUGUUCUUGGACUUACCAGUAAAUUUGGCAGCUGAAUCCAAACUUACUCCAUCAGUUCCCCAAACAAACUUGGGCAAGUCAAAGGCCUUGCAAUCAUGAGGUUUGAAGAAUGUCAAUCCUCUACGUUCUUCACUUUACAAAGAUUGUUAUCAAUUUUUUUCUCAAACCCCUAAGCUUCUCCAUGAGUUGGUUUUACUAACAUCAAAGCUAAUAAAUUUUCUUCACCAACUUAUAAAACGAAUUUUACCAGCUGGUGAAGAAGUCUAUCAGCUUUAAUGCUAAUAAAACUAAUCAUGGAGAAGCUUAGGGGUUUGAA
Brassica rapa (field mustard) is the source of this 2277-nucleotide messenger RNA. RefSeq lists its product as uncharacterized. Lineage: Eukaryota; Viridiplantae; Streptophyta; Magnoliopsida; Brassicales; Brassicaceae. The record is from RefSeq and is a predicted model, not a curated record.